Messenger RNA from Trypanosoma theileri, 1422 nucleotides. Its product is annotated as putative bystin. The record is from RefSeq and is a predicted model, not a curated record. The coding region runs from base 1 to 1422 and encodes 473 amino acids. Gene Ontology annotation, biological process: rRNA processing. The transcript has a single exon. NCBI's taxonomy places the organism in Eukaryota, Euglenozoa, Kinetoplastea, Trypanosomatida, Trypanosomatidae. Gene Ontology annotation, cellular component: preribosome, small subunit precursor; cytoplasm; nucleolus. Gene Ontology annotation, molecular function: snoRNA binding.
AUGCCUGGUCGUGAGAAGGGGCGCCGCCUCGCCCGCAGUACAAAUCCACUCGGCGAAGAUCUGCACGCCGACCGCUUCGCCAGCGCCAAGCGACUGGCAGCCGAAGACGACACGGCGGGGGACGGCGAGAGUGGCGUUCUGCUCUCGGGCCGCACCGCAAGCCGCAUUCUUAAAACUGCACGCCAGCAACUGGAGGUAAUCGCCGAUGAGGAACAAUACAAUAACGAGGAGGAUGGUGAUGACAACAGCAGUGAUUCUGGGGUGGCAGAGCUUGAGUGCGAGGAAGGAAACAGCGAUAUGUACGGGAAUAAUAAUUUUAAUGAUAAUAAUAAUAAUAAUGCUUCUGCUGCUGAUAUCGAUGAUGAUGGCUCAGAAAUUAUUCUUGAGUAUGACGACACAGAGUCAGCAAUGUCUGAGAUUCCAUCAGAGAUGGAUAUGGGAAUGGAUAUGUACGGCAUUGAUGAUGAGGAAGCUCGUCUAUUACAGAAGUUCCAGCCACCAUCACGUGUGCAGAGUCGCAACUUGGCUGAUAUGAUUAUGGAGAAAAUUAGGGAACGCGAAGAGGCGCGUAAAACAGGAGAUGAACAGCAGGAUCAACAUAUGGAAGGAGCCAGUGUAAGUGAGUGGGAAGAGGAGAAAAUAGACCCUCGUGUAUCACGUGUAUACACCGCUAUUGGCAGUAUCCUCAAGAACUAUAAAUCUGGUAAAAUACCAAAGGCCUUCAAAGUUUUACCAAAUAUUAAAAAUUGGGAACAAUUAUUAAUGUUAACAAAACCACAUGAGUGGUCGCCUCACGCAACAUACCAAGCCACCCGUAUUUUUGCUGCAAACUUAAAUGAACGUAUGGCUCAGCGUUUCUACGCUGCAGUAUUAUUACCCAUGACCCAUCAGCACAUGGCAAACGAAAAGAAACUUCAUCCGGCACUUUAUAUGGCGAUUCGAAAGGCACUCUUUAAACCAGUUGCCUUCUUUAAAGGUUUCAUUCUUCCUCUGGCGUCAGAUGAUGAAUGUACACUGAAAGAGGCACUUGUUGUGGCCAGUGUGUUACAACGGAUGCACCUUCCACCGGUGCCAACUGCAGUAACGAUUGUGAAACUUGCACAACAACCCUUUUCUGGUCCCCGUUCAGUCUUACUUCGUGUGCUCAUUGAUAAAAAGAUGGCAAUGCCCUACCAAGCUGUGGAUGCACUCGUCGCAUACUUUCAUCGCUUUGUACGUUCACACAGUAAGGAAGAUAAACUUCCGGUAUUAUGGCACCAAACUCUAUUGUCUUUCUCUCAACGCUACAAGGGUGAUUUCACGGCAGAACAGGUGAGUUUGUUGCAACAGGUUUGCAGUAGACACUUCCAUUAUCUUAUUACCCCUGAGAUACGCCGGGAGUUAAAUGUUGCUGCAAACACAAUCGCUGCAAGAGGUGGUUGA